This is a messenger RNA of Pestalotiopsis fici W106-1, 1446 nucleotides long. RefSeq lists its product as uncharacterized. NCBI's taxonomy places the organism in Eukaryota, Fungi, Ascomycota, Sordariomycetes, Amphisphaeriales, Sporocadaceae. Gene Ontology annotation, cellular component: fungal-type vacuole membrane. Bases 1 to 1446 code for a protein of 481 amino acids. Gene Ontology annotation, molecular function: transmembrane transporter activity. The transcript has 2 exons. The record is from RefSeq and is a predicted model, not a curated record. Gene Ontology annotation, biological process: transmembrane transport.
AUGGACGAAGACGCGAUCAGACUAAAUAUUCUAAAUGUCAACCCUCCAACACCAAUUACCGUGAGCGCGGCUACGGCUGGCCCUGAAUCUGGAUGCCACGAUGUUGGCAAUGACACGGAGGCGACCGAGCAGGAAUUCAGUCUCCCGCCGACUGAUGGGGGCAAAGAUGCCUGGCUCUUUUUGGCCGCGUGUUGGUCUGUCGAAGCUCUGAUCUGGGGUAAUGAUGCACUCUCGUCCCUGAAAUUGUCCUCUGUACUGAUCUGCGGGAUAUCAGGUUUUGGCUUUUCCUUUGGUGUCUUUCAGGACUACUAUACUUCUCAUGAACCGUUCGAGGGCGCCAGCAAUGUUGCAGCAAUUGGGACUUCUGCUCUGGGAACCAUGUACCUCGGAACACCAGUUGUCAUAGCACUCUGCCGUCUGUAUCCUCGGUAUGCUCGCUGGGCGACGCAGAUCGGGCUCUUUGUGGCCUCGCUGACCAUAGCCCUGAGCUCGUUCUGCGUGACGGUACCCCAGCUGAUCGCCGUCCAAGGCGUCCUGUUUGGGGUCGGAGGUUGCGUCGCCUACUGCCCAUGUGUUCUGUAUAUAGAGGAGUGGUUCGUCCGGCGAAAGGGUAUGGCAUACGGCAUCAUGUGGAGCGCGGCAGGAUUUGGAGGUGUCGUUCUGCCGUUGGUGCUCGAGGCUCUGUUGGCACGAUUCGGCUUUGCGGGCGCCAUGCGCAUCUGGUCGGGUAUCUUGUUCACAGCUUCGUUCCCCCUCGCCUUCUUUGUCAAGCCGCGUUUGCCUGCUUCUGCUGCAGCGCGCUCAAGACCGUUUGAUGUCAGCGGUAUUCUAACGCGCGCCUUUGCCCUUCACCAGCUCGGUAAUAUUGUCCAGGCCUCGGGUUUCUUUCUCCCGGGUAUUUAUCUGCCAUCGUAUGCGCGCAGCUCGUUUGGCGCCUCGUCCUUCAUGUCGGCAUUGACGGUGCUCCUGGUAAACGUGGCAGCCACCAUGGGCUCGAUUAUGAUGGGCACGCUGACGGACAAGGUCCACGUCACGACCUGCAUUGCCAUCUCGACGGCUGGUACUGUCGUCGGGGUCUUUUUGAUCUGGGGGUUGUCUUCGUCUCUGCCUGUCUUGUUUCUCUUCUGCAUUGUCUAUGGCUUCUUCGCCGGCGGGUGGACAUCAAUAUGGCCUGGCAUCAUGCGAGAUGUGGCGCGACAGGGCGAAGCAGCCGGUCGGUAUGUAGACCCAACCAUGGUGUUUGGCUGGUUGUGCGUCGGUAGAGGCAUUGGCAAUGUCGUCUCUGGCCCUCUCAGCGAUUCGCUUCUAGCUUCGAGCAAGGCUUGGGUCGGACAGGCUACUGCCGGCUUUGGCAGUGGUUACGGCAGUCUCAUUGUCUAUACUGGAGUGGCUUCUUUGAUUGGAGGUAGCAGCUUUGUUUGGAAGUGUAUUGGUUUGAUUGGAUGA